GAGACGCUGCUUUUUCUUCAAACACUUAGUGUUUGUAGCAAACAAGACAUUCGAAAAAUACAUUGCUGUUUGACAAACCAAAGUUUAUUACGUCGUCAAACAAAUACAUUUUAAAUAAGACAUCAAAAUCUGUGUUCGCGCCAAUUAUUGCAAAUUCUUUAUUUGAUCUUCUGUCAUUUUACAUACAUAUAUUUUGAGUUUGUAACAAACGCUCUACGAACGUGUUUAGUUGGAAAAUUGUUUCACUAGAAUUUUCAUUGAUUUAAAAAAACUUGAAUGAAAAGCAUUUAGAAAUGCCACCAAAACGUAAAGGAGGUGCAGUAAAGGCAUCAGCUGCCAAAAAGACCAAAACAACUGAAGAAUCUACAAAAUUAAAGCAAGACCAACCAGUUCUCUAUAUCGAAUGUUGUCGCUCCUGAUCGGUAUUCAAAAGGCGGGCAGAAGCAUUGCACCGCGACAUAACCACCUUAUUGUUACCUCUUAAAUCAGAUUUAGAAUUACAACUAGCCAUUAAUGCCGAUGGUCCACCGCGUCGAGGAUCUUUUGAAGUAUCAAUUGCAAAUGUCCCAUCCGAAAAUGUUGAGGAACGUUCUUUAAUAUGGACGGGUUUGAAAAAUACCCCAAGAGCCGCUAAAUUCCCUUCAGCCGAAAAUAUUGCUAAAGAACUUAAAGUUUUUUUGAAACUGGUGGAAGAGGAUCAAUUGAAAAAGAAAGAAGAUAAGUCUCCGACAACUUUAAUUAGUAAAGAUGUUGAUGAGUCUAAGGAGAAUUCAGUUGAGGCUUCACCGAUUAAAAAAGCCAAACGCGGUAGACCUAAGAAGAAGUAAAUUUGUCUAUUUUAGAUUUUUUCUGUUUAUUGAUCUUUUCAUUUUAUAACUCUUAUGACUUUAGUAGUGGUAAACCCUGUAUUAAGGAGCCCUACUGAACGAUAACUUUUUAGUUUGAUGUUAAGAUAGAUGGACUUUAAAAACAUGAAUUAGACAAAUUAAUUUGCUAAUAUUUGUUAAAUAAAAUAUUUGUUUAUAAAAAAAGAUGA
Messenger RNA from Lucilia cuprina (Australian sheep blowfly), 1036 nucleotides. Its product is annotated as selenoprotein BthD-like. Gene Ontology annotation, cellular component: Golgi apparatus. The record is from RefSeq and is a predicted model, not a curated record. The transcript is spliced from 2 exons. Lineage: Eukaryota; Metazoa; Arthropoda; Insecta; Diptera; Calliphoridae.